Molecule: messenger RNA, 1372 nt
Organism: Bactrocera oleae (olive fruit fly)
Lineage: Eukaryota; Metazoa; Arthropoda; Insecta; Diptera; Tephritidae
Source: RefSeq, a predicted model, not a curated record
AAUAUGAAAAUCCAUAAAAGAAUUAAAUAUAUUAAAAAUUAUUCUAAAAAAUUUUAACAAAAUUCGAAAUAUAAAUGUCUAUGCCAUUUUGCCAGUGUAAGCUCAGGAACGAAUGGGAGCACGCAUACGGCCAUGCUAAUAGUUAUAAUAGAAGGCCACACGAAGACCCCGAUUAUUUGGAUCAGCAUGCCUGGGAUUUCAUACGCACAUUCAGCGAUCAGACGCAUAAAAAUUAUUUGUUAGCUCGCCACUUGAAGGCCACCUCGAACGGACAGUGGAAAACAUUGCAAUGGCUUAUGCAAGGAGACCUGGAUGCGAUCUUAGACACGCGGUUGGCCAAAAAAACAUCUGGUAAAGGUGCAGAGACCGCAAAGUCACACGCCAGCCAGGAUAAGGUCGAUAAAAAUUAUUUGUCAGCUCGUCACUUGAAGACUACUACUCAUGGACAGAGAAAAUCAUUGCAAGAGCUAAUGCACGGAGACCGGGAUGCGCUUUUGGACAAGCACAUUGCAAACAGAACAUAUGGUACUGGUGCAAACACCGCAACGGCAUAUGCUAGCCAGAAGAGUGUCGAUAAGUCAAGAUAUGUGCCUUUAACCAAUUAUUUUGGUCCGGAAAAUAUUAAACGGUUAAUAUCCCAGAAACAUGGAUCUCAACAUGUUUUAGACUUCGCCGUAAAUAAAGACGAAAAGCAAGAUCAUUUUCAUGCAAGUCAAUUCAAACAAAAAGAGGUAAAAACAGUGAAACGCGGUUUAGGAUUCACUACUGGAUUCCCGCGUAUUGAUAAAGACCUCGAGCGAGCUGGGGGAAGGAGAUAUCUAACAGAAAUAAAAUUUCAGCGUAGUAAACAAAAGAACCAAAUGAAGAAUUUCAUAAAAACUAUGAACCAAUUUUAUGCAGAUGUUACAGAUCCCCAGCCUAUGGAUGUAGACAGUGUGGAGUUGAUGCAAGCACUAGAAGAGGAAUUCUAUAAAACUUACUCAUAUAUGAGUAUGAGACCCUCAAAUAGCGAGGAGGAACAAACAAAGCUGCGUCUGUCUGCGGUUGUCAGAAUGCUAAAAAGCAUGCCAGGCUAUGAAGCUUUUGAGCGUGUUUUGUAUCAUGAGCCUUUUGAUCGCGACAGACCAUGGACCUUUAUGCGGACUUUCCCCAAACGUAUUCCCAAGGAAUAUUUGAAUAGAGUAUCGCAGCACAUAGUAUCUGAUAUGAAAACAUGGAAACGCCAGCAAAAGAUUAUUGCCUUGACAUAUUCUCCAUCCAAACAAGUUACAGAUACUGCUCGUAGGCUCCAAAAGAAACGUGGACGGAAAAAUUUAAAAAGUCAAAACCCAAAAGAGCCCUUAGAUGAUGACGACUAUUAAUUGUGUUGACA